This is a messenger RNA of Trichoderma gamsii, 216 nucleotides long. RefSeq lists its product as hypothetical. Bases 1 to 216 code for a protein of 71 amino acids. Lineage: Eukaryota; Fungi; Ascomycota; Sordariomycetes; Hypocreales; Hypocreaceae. The transcript has 2 exons. The record is from RefSeq and is a predicted model, not a curated record.
AUGGCCGAGUAUCAGCAGUAUACAAAGAACCUGCCAAGGCUAUUACUUUGCUUCAAUUCUACACUGGCCGCCGUUGCCGCUCGUUUCGGCCCACUCCGCCGGGCUGGCUGUUGGUACAUGGAGACUCAAUCUACUAUACAUCUCCCUGGACGUGAGCCAUCAACACCUCUCUGUCAAGAUCCCACGCAGAGGUCUUUUAGUCCAACUUGGGUGUGA